AUGAUGUUCAACGAGAAGACCUUACGAUCACUCCACGAAGUACGAGAGCCCGAGUUCUGGAAUCGAUGCAACAAGAUUAAAGAUGACGGGUACCUGAACGAGGAAGAAAUGGAGUAUCUGAGUCACCCAGACGAUUUCGUCAGUACGGCGACGGAUCCGCUAUGGCGGACAAUCACAGGCUGGAUGUACCUGCUCCCGAGGUGGCUUGUGUUGCUACUCUUCAAGGACAAGAGAACGGAGGAGCAGAAGUUUGCGUCUCCUCUGCUGACGGGAGGCAUGGAGAUGUUCUGCAAAGGACUUGCCAUACUGGUCUACGCAAUCGUCCUGUUGCUGCCGAUCAUAUUUCUCUACAUCUUCCCAGACAUGAGCACAGCAGGCGCCGUGUAG
This is a messenger RNA of Colletotrichum chrysophilum, 387 nucleotides long. RefSeq lists its product as uncharacterized. The record is from RefSeq and is a predicted model, not a curated record. The transcript has 3 exons. Bases 1 to 387 code for a protein of 128 amino acids. Lineage: Eukaryota; Fungi; Ascomycota; Sordariomycetes; Glomerellales; Glomerellaceae.